Artibeus jamaicensis (Jamaican fruit-eating bat) is the source of this 2922-nucleotide messenger RNA. RefSeq names its product sepiapterin reductase (gene SPR). The coding region runs from base 113 to 916 and encodes 267 amino acids. Gene Ontology annotation, biological process: tetrahydrobiopterin biosynthetic process. The transcript has 3 exons. The record is from RefSeq and is a predicted model, not a curated record. Gene Ontology annotation, molecular function: sepiapterin reductase (NADP+) activity. NCBI's taxonomy places the organism in Eukaryota, Metazoa, Chordata, Mammalia, Chiroptera, Phyllostomidae.
CCCAAAGCCCUAGGUCCCCGCCCCCGUCGGGCGGGGCCUCCGCCCACUCCCCUCCCGGCCCGAGGCGCCGCUCGGUUUGCGGUUCCUGCGGUUAGCACGCGGGGUACGAGGCAUGGAGGACGACCGCGGCCGGGAGGACUGCCUAGGUCGAGCCGUGUGCGUGCUGACCGGGGCCUCCCGCGGCUUCGGCCGGGUGCUGGCCCUGCUCCUGGGCCCGCGGCUAUCUCCUGGCUCCGUGCUGGUCCUAAACGCCCGAAACGACGAGGCGCUGCGGCAGCUGGAGGCCGAGCUGGGCGCUGGGCGGGCGGGCCUGGUCGUGCUGCGAGUGCCCGGCGACCUGGGCGCCGAGGCCGGCUUGCAGCGGCUUCGUGACGCUCUGCGCCAGCUCCCCAGGCCCGAAGGGCUGCAGCGAGUGCUGCUGAUCAACAACGCAGGCAGUCUUGGGGAUGUGUCCAAAGGCUUCGUUAAUAUAGCUGAUGCAGCCGAAGUGAACAGCUACUGGGCUCUGAACUUGACAUCUAUGCUCUGCCUGACUUCCAGCAUUCUGAAGGCCUUCCCAGACAGUCCUGGCCUCAGCAGGACUGUGGUUAACAUCUCAUCCCUCUGUGCCCUGCAACCUUUCAAGGGCUGGACACUGUACUGUGCAGGGAAGGCUGCCCGGGACAUGAUGUUCCAGGUGCUGGCCGAAGAGGAACCUAGUGUGAGGGUGCUGAACUAUGCCCCAGGGCCUCUGGACACAGACAUGCAGCAGCUGGCCCGAGAGACCUCUGUAGACGAAGACUUGCGGAAAAGGCUGCAGGAGCUGAAGACGGAGGGGAAGCUGGUGGAUUGUAGGGUGUCAGCCCAUAAACUGCUAAGUUUGCUGCAAAAGGAUACGUUCAAGUCUGGAGCUCAUAUUGACUUCUACGAUAAAUAAGCCCAGAUCCUUGGCUUCCUAGGGCUCUCCUCUCCCUCUUUCAGGCAGACCCAGAGGCCCUGUGCCUCCCCACAUCCUGUCACAGUGGCACCACGAGCCCUGCAUUACACAGAUAAGUGCUCCUGCCUACUGCCCUUCGCUCAGACCCUGCCAGCUUCGGGGUCACUGGGGCACCCGGUUUUCAGGAGUCUGUGUUGAGCACUCUGAGUUAGGAGGAAGUUUGGGAGAGAGAACUUAUGGGUAUUGGUGUUCUCUAGGAAUAUAAUUUUAAGGAUGGGAAAGUAGGACGAGGAGCUGAAACACUUCAGAAGCUGAAGAGAGAGGGUUGGAUCUCUUCAUGGCCAGUCCGUGGGGAAAGUUGGGUAAGCUACUUCAGAUAGGAGGGACCAGUAGAUUCCUGAAUAGCCUGGAAGGGAGGGAGGACUGUGCAUGUUUUGGCCCACAGGGAUGCCUUUUACUCAGGGUAGCAGGACCUUCUGUUGAACUUCAUGGCCUCAUUCCAAUGCCUUCUCCCUCCAGAACCUACUAUUUGUUCUGCAGAUGGGGUAGGGGCUGAGAGUUUUUGUACACGGCAAAGGCAAAUACAAAUAAAGUGUGAAUUAUCCUUUAUUAGUGCCUGGAGUACAGUAAUGCCUGUGAUACAGGGCCCAUGCCUGACUCCCUGGUUUGCAGGGGCCAGAGAUUGUUCCUGAGGCAAUUAACCUGAACUCGGGAUGCUGCCCUUAUUUCCAGGGGAGUUGUCUGGGGGCUGCGAGCCUCUUCUCACUGAGUCCCACCCAGUGGCAGCCCAGGUUCAAACAGAGUGGCCGAGACGGGCAUAUCCAGACACCUGCUCCUUCAUGCUUUUGCCCACAGUGCUCCCAAUCUUUGCUGAGCCUCUCCACCCCUGACUUUACUCAAAUAGUGUCCAGCCUUCAGGGAGGGGUCAUUCCCCUGGCUCUUUCGGAUUCCCAUUUCUGCCCCUUGCCCACAUGGCAAUGCUCUGAAUGGGUCUUACCUCCUCAGUGGCCUUACGGGUAGUACCUCCUUUUCCCACGGUCCUGGGCUUCAGUGGGGUGGGCCUAGGGCCAACGCACCAUAGGGGAAGGUGAGCCCUGAGAAACCAGGUGUAGGACCAAAUCCAUCCUUCUUCAGGUGGGUAGAUGUGGGCAAGCUGGGAGCUCUGCAGUGGUGGUCUACAGCCCACCAGCCCCUUCCUGGCCAGUAUUUGGGAGGAGAGAGCAUGGUCCCUGCCAGCCACCUCCGGGACUCAGCCCUGGGUCUGAUCGUGCAGGAGGGAACUCCCUGCUCCUCGUUGUGCACAGCAGAGGGCGCACUGAGGCUGUGCUUCCUAGAGAAAUCCUAGCAGCUCCUUUGGCUGGAGGGAGGUCCUGGGCCUGAACUGGCCAUGCCCUGCUGGGUUUCCUAGAGGGGAGCAAGCAAUCCACACUUUUUUUCACUCAGCAGAGCCUUUUUACUCACUGGAGUCAACAUCACUACACAGAUACCUGCUCUGCCAUUCGCCAACUGUAAACCAGGGCAACUGGCCUUUCUGUGCCUCAAUUUCCCAUCCGAAAAAUGUGGAUUAGCUCUGGUGUGGCUCAGUUGGUUGGACGUUGCCCCACAAAGCAAAAGGUUGCUGGUUCAAUUCCAGGUCAGGAUACUUGCCUGGGUUUCAGGUUCGGUCCCAGGUUAGGGUGCAUAUGAGAGGCAACCCAUCUCUCUCACAUCUGUUUCUCUCCCUCUCUCUCUCCCUUCCCCCCCACUCUCUAAAAGUAAAUAAAUAGCUCUGGCUGGUAUGGCUCAGUGGAUUGAGCCCCAGCCUAUGAACCAAGGGUUGUUGGUUCAAUUCCCAGUCAAGGCACAUGCCUGGGUUACAGGUCAGGUCCCCAGUAGGGGGCGUGCGAGAGGCAACCACACAUUGAUGUUUCUGUUUCUCUUUUUCUCCUUCCCUUCUCUCUAAAAAUAAAGAGAUAAAAAUCUUUAAAAAAACAAAAACAAGUAACAUUUUUAAAUAAAAAUCAAUA